UUUUUUUUUUUUGAGUACACAGUGAUUGUGAAAUAAAGCCCCAACGCUGAGGUGUUUCUUCAUAAGCAAUUUUGACAACGGCAAAGCUCUGGCACCUUGGAGGAAUAUUCUUCUCUUUCCUUUAACAACCUCAGGUCCAGAGGAUAAAGAAAUUAACUGAGAGAGAAUCUUUCUGCAAGAUUUAAAACAUGGCGUCAGUGACUUCAGACUAUGUUAAUAGUACAGAAGCAGAUUACCUAGAUGAGGAGCUGUGCAACUUUGACCCUAACCCUGUGGAUGUCAUCACCCAGACUUACAUCUACUCUAUCAUCUGUGUCUUUGGCCUGAUUGGCAAUGCUCUAGUUAUCAUCACCUACAUAUUCUACAAGAGAACCAAGACCAUGACCGACAUCUAUCUCUUCAAUGUGGCUGUGGCAGACCUGAUCUUUGUUGUGGCCCUGCCAUUCAUCAUAUACAAUGAGCAGCACAGUUGGUCAAUGGGUCCUGUGGCUUGCAAGAUGCUAAGGUCUGCCUACAGUAUCAACCUCUACAGUGGUAUGCUCCUGCUUGCAUGCAUUAGUGGAGAUCGUUAUGUUGCUAUAGUUCAAGCUAGAAGAUCCUUUGGCGCUCGCUCACGCAUUCUGACCUACGGUCGUCUCAUCUGCUCAGCUGUUUGGAUGUUCGCAGUAGCUUUAACUCUGCCUACACUCAUCUACACCGAACUCUUCGAAGAGCUGAGUGUUGGGGCUGAGACUGACACUGUGGUGUGUCAGCUGUUUUUCAGGAGGAAUGAAACAGCAAAGCUAAUGAAGGUUCUGGUUCCCAGUCUUCAAAUGGCCAAUGGCUUCAUGCUGCCCCUGUUGGUGAUGGUGUUCUGCUACUCCAGCAUUGUGUACACCUUGCUGAGGACACAGAGCAGCCAGAGGCACAAGGCCAUCCGAGUGGUUUUGGCAGUUGUUGCGGUUUUUAUCAUUUGUCACCUUCCCUACAAUGUGGCUCUGCUGAACCACACGUUAUCUCUUUUUACUGAGAGGAGCUGUGAAGCAGAAAAGAUUAAACUCCAAGUUCUGGCUAUUUGCAGGAGCAUAGCCUACCUCCACUGCUGUCUCAAUCCCGUCCUGUAUGCCUUCGUUGGGGUGAAGUUCAGGAGCCACUUCCGGCAAAUAAUGUUGGACCUGUGGUGCUUUAGCAAAAGGUACAUCUCCACUGUUCGUUCAUCACGUGCAACGUCUGAAAUUUCAGGCCGCAUGUCUUCAGAUGGUGCCAACAACAUGUCCUCUUUCAGUGCAUGACACGGCAGAGGAACAGUGUGUGGGACAGUUAGCAGUGCCAGUGACAGAGCAACCCCGCAUCUUUCCCAAGCUGUUACUUUGUUGUAGCUGUGCAUAACUGGAGAUGAAAGCUUCUGCGCCAAAAGAAUUAAAAUAAAACGUAGUGUCUUUGAAAUCUGCUGAGAAAACUUUCAGUAUAAUGCAACACUGUAGGCUAUUCCACAUGGUUCUGAAAACCACAGUUUAUACACUCCUCUUUGACUGAAUGCAAUCUGUAUGAUGUAACCCUCCACCCCAAAAAUCAAAAAACAAUCAAAAUCAGACCAGCACACUUAUAUCCCGACUUUUGCUCUGUAAUAUGGACUAAAACAAUAACCACUGACACCACGUCUUUUUGUUCAGAAAAUGUCCCCGAGCCCAAGAGACCCAAAAAUAUAUAAAUGUUUUCACAGGCUCAUUAAACUGACAUGAAUGUGUAAAACCUGUGGAGUUCCCCUCUCAUCAUAUGACAAAAUGACAGCUGUGCAAUGGGAUUUAAAUCACAUUUUUCAUAAUAUGAUCGAGACAUUAACAUGAGAAUAAUUUGUUCAUCUUUAAUAUCCUCAUUUUAACAUAUUGUUGGACACAGGUUAAACCUUGCCAGUGAUGAAGUAGCUCUCUUCUUCUCUUUACCCAUGGAAUUAUGCUUCCAUAACAAACAUACAUUGUGAUUAAGCCCUCAUUUUUUGUUAUUGUUUUAUUGUUGUGCUUAUGUCACCAUAACAACAAAUUUUAUAUUUUCUUGUAUUUCUCUGUCUACGAUGUUGAGUGGGUUCGUUCUUUUUUCUUUUCUUUUUUUAAAUCAAGAUAAGAAGCUAACGCUUCACAUAUUGCUGAUGUUGCUAGAGUGGCGCCUAGAAACAUAUUCAUAGCCUGUUUUGUUAUGCUAUAUAAUCUUUAUCUUUUGCAUGUCUGAUUGUACUGUUUUGUCACGCUGAAUAAACGUUGUGUGGAAAAAAGAGCUUUGUCUUUAAAACAGUCAAACUGAAUUGAAAUGGAAAUUGCCAGGAAAUUUCAGCUGUGUGUCUCAAGAAGUACUGUAGAUACACAGAUACAACAAUACCUACGGGGAAACACAU
This is a messenger RNA of Scatophagus argus, 2368 nucleotides long. It is a transcript of the gene ccr6b, whose product is annotated as chemokine (C-C motif) receptor 6b. Gene Ontology annotation, biological process: G protein-coupled receptor signaling pathway; chemotaxis; immune response. Gene Ontology annotation, molecular function: chemokine receptor activity. Lineage: Eukaryota; Metazoa; Chordata; Actinopteri; Scatophagidae. The record is from RefSeq and is a predicted model, not a curated record. Gene Ontology annotation, cellular component: membrane. Bases 189 to 1271 code for a protein of 360 amino acids. The transcript is spliced from 2 exons.